AUGUUCAGCGCACUCAAAGGUCUCUUCAAGGAACAGACUGCCGCCGCUGCCCAGUCGACUGCGACCAUCGAUCAAGCUUCUUCCCACCCUCAGCAGUCCAAGGUUGAGAGAACCGACUUCGAACUCGGACUUCCAACAAACGACCAACUCACCAACAUCUUCGAAUACCUCGGCCAAGACAAGAUUGGAAACGUCAUUGAAGGCGCCUCAAGCCCCACCGAAGCCCUGAGGAAGCUCAAGGAGAACGGAAGUCUCUUCCAGAGACCGCUCGUUGUAGACUGGGGAAAUGGACGCGCUGUGAGUGGUGACAACGAGUCUGAAAUCCUGAAGCUGCUCCAAACCACUCCUAAAGCCUAA
Messenger RNA from Aureobasidium vineae, 357 nucleotides. The record is from the annotation of a GenBank genome assembly. Lineage: Eukaryota; Fungi; Ascomycota; Dothideomycetes; Dothideales; Saccotheciaceae.